UGUUUCAACGCCUAUCCAGAGAACGCAUUGGCUGGAUAAGAACUAUUUCUCCUCACUCGACUACUGUUUCACAAACUUAUUUUAGAUUUUUUACUUGAUAUUUUAUAUCACUUUUUUACCAGUGCAUCGAAGAAAGACGCACAGCUCAUUCUGAAAUCGCUUUUGCGCUGGAAAUCCUAUGCGUAAUGGUAAUCUCCAAAGGACACUGAACGGCAAAACUUUUCGCUUUUAAGCUUUUAACCUACCUCACUUUCAAACAAAAAUGCAGCUCGUUUUCUAUGUGUCAGUAUUGUUUUGCUUAAAUUACGUGGUCGCGGAUACUAAAGCAAAGUGUCCGGAGCGCUGCGAUGUGAGCAUGUGUCCGAGUCCGAGCUGUCCGAGCGGUUAUGUUCCCGAUCGCUGCAACUGCUGUCUGGUGUGCGCGCAGGGCGAGGGCGAGCCCUGCGGCCGUAAAGACGAUCUGCCCUGCGGGGACGGGCUGGAGUGCAAGCAUCCGUCUGGAAAGAGGCUGUCCAAAGGCGUAUGUCAGUGCCGGUACAGAAGUAAAGUGUGCGGUAGUGACGGCAACACGUACGGUAACAUCUGCCAGCUGAAAGCCGCGAGCAGGAAAGCGCUGCAGCAGGGUCUGCCCGGAGUCUCCAACUUACACAAAGGACCCUGUAAAACGGAUCAAGGUCCCACACAUCCCAGCAGCCCAAGGUACAAAUUUAACUUCAUUGCUGACGUGGUGGAGAAGAUCGCCCCUGCUGUGGUGCACAUUGAGCUGUUCCUCAUUCACCCCCUCUUUGGCCGAACAGUUCCACUAUCGAGUGGAUCAGGCUUUGUAAUGUCAGAGACAGGCCUGAUUGUGACCAAUGCCCAUGUGGUGUCCAGCACCACGCCCGUGUCGGGUCACCAGAGACUCAAAGUACAGAUGCGUGAUGGAGACGUGUAUGAGGCCACUAUCAAAGACAUCGAUAAGAAGUCUGACAUCGCCACUAUCAAAAUCAACCCAGAGAAAAUGUUGCAGGUUUUAUUACUAGGUCACUCUGCAGACCUGCGGCCGGGGGAGUUUGUGGUGGCCAUCGGCAGCCCUUUUUCGCUGCAGAACACAGUGACGACAGGAAUUGUCAGCACAGCACAGAGAGAUGGGAAAGAACUGGGUCUCCGGGACUCAGACAUGGAUUACAUCCAGACAGAUGCUAUCAUCAAUUAUGGGAACUCAGGUGGACCGCUUGUCAAUUUGGAUGGAGAGGUAAUUGGUAUUAACACCCUGAAGGUGGCUGCAGGAAUCUCCUUUGCCAUUCCUUCAGACAGAAUCACUCGCUUUUUAAAUGAUUCUCAGGGAAAGCAAAACAAAGGUACAUGGACAGACUCGCUGACACUAAACGUGUGCUUUAUUCUUGUCGGAUUAAAUGUCUUAAACCACGUGGCAUGUGUUUCAGAGGUGAGAUCAGUGAAGAAACGUUUCGUUGGAAUUCGAAUGCUCACCGUCACUGAAGCCCUCGUGGAAGAGCUGAAGCAGCAGAAUCCAGAUUUCCCUGAAGUCAGCAGUGGGAUCUAUGUUCAUGAAGUGGUUCCUCACUCCCCUGCUCAGAAAGGGGGCAUCAGAGACGGUGACAUCAUCGUUAAGUUGAACGGAGAGCCGCUGAUGAGCACCAGUGACUUGAAAGAAGCGCUCAACAGAGACACGACCCUGCUGCUGGAGGUGCGCCGUGGCAACGACGACCUGCUCUUCAACAUCGAGCCUGAUGUCAUCAUGCAGUGAUGUCAUCAUCUGCGAAUGUAAACCAUCAAGGACCACAUUGGUUUAAUCAUGUGCAUUCAAGGCCAAAGGGAAGUCGGUGCAUCAUAAACACCAAAGAUCUCUUGAACAAGCAGAGAGAAAGCUAACAAUCAGGUCAAAUCUCUGCAAAAGAGUUUAUAUGAAAAGCACUUCAUCUAGUGCUGUCUCUUGAAGCAGGUUUAAAGAGAAGACUGAUUUAUGGAAACUUCCAGUACUGUAUUUUGUAGAGAAGACAAAGCUGGUGAUAUUUGUGCAGUUUUGCAUUUGUGAGAGAACCGGUCAACCCACAAUGAAAUGUCAGGAGGAAUUUCAUCCAAAUAAAUUUCUUGAAUAUUAUGAAACCUAAAUACAAAUGAAUGAGGAUUUAAAAUAUGAAGACUUGUUUCUCUUCCUCAAACUAUCAAUGCUCAAUCUGUGUUGUGACACCAGUGGCAUGAAUAAAUCGCUGUGCGGGGAUUUCUUCUUUUUUAGUAUCAAGUUUUAUAUCGUUUGAUAUUUUUUAUGUUUUCGUAUAAGCCGAUAUCAAAAUGAGAGAUCAUCUUCUGUUCACAUUUUUAUCAAUCUGUACAUUUUUUUAUUAGAUGUUUUUGUUUAAUCCAUUACACAAUGAUUAUGGAUUUUGACAUUCAGCUGGAUCUAUGAAAUAAAC
Molecule: messenger RNA, 2414 nt
Organism: Triplophysa rosa
Lineage: Eukaryota; Metazoa; Chordata; Actinopteri; Cypriniformes; Nemacheilidae
Gene: htra3b
Product: HtrA serine peptidase 3b
Exons: 8
Coding region: 263-1747 (494 amino acids)
Biological process (GO): proteolysis
Cellular component (GO): extracellular region
Molecular function (GO): protein binding; serine-type endopeptidase activity
Source: RefSeq, a predicted model, not a curated record